Molecule: messenger RNA, 412 nt
Organism: Argiope bruennichi
Lineage: Eukaryota; Metazoa; Arthropoda; Arachnida; Araneae; Araneidae
Gene: HSPC300
Product: probable protein BRICK1-B
Exons: 3
Coding region: 42-272 (76 amino acids)
Biological process (GO): regulation of actin polymerization or depolymerization; cell motility; actin filament organization
Cellular component (GO): SCAR complex
Molecular function (GO): protein-containing complex binding
Source: RefSeq, a predicted model, not a curated record
CCUUUUAUUUCAUCUACAAUCCGAAACAGACGAUUGUAAAUAUGGCGGCGUUAGAGCGAGAAGCUAUUCAGAAACAAAUUCAACAAGAUUGGGCCAAUAGAGAAUAUGUAGAAAUAAUUACUGCAAGUAUAAAGAAAAUUGCCGACUUCUUAAAUUCAUUCGAUAUGUCUUGCCGUUCCCGGCUUGCAACUCUGAAUGAAAAAUUAACAUCGUUGGAAAGAAGGAUUGAUUAUCUUGAAGCAAGGGUCACUAAAGGUGAAACACUGACAUAGCUGAAUGCGUUAAUUGAAGAAAUUAUGAAAACAUAUGUAUAUAUUGUACAAUGUAAAGCUUGUGUGCUUGUACGAAUUUUUUGCAUUUUCAUAUAGAUUUGUGUGAUAAUAACUCAUUAAAUAUUGCAUUUUUUCUCUGA